CAAUUUCUUCGAGCUUUGAAAAAUGGCGAAAGGGAAAAAAGAGCUGUUAUCAUCAGCACCAUGGAGGGUAGAGGAAGAUGAUAAAUUCAAAGAUGCAAGGAUGAAAGUGACAAGUCAACCAGGUAAAACGGCAACUAUGCAUGUUCCUGGUAAAAAAACAGUGAAUUUUAAAGACAAUGAUGAUUCUCUUGAAAUUGAUCCUCAACUUCGUUACAGCUUCCAACGUAACUUCCAGUUUCUUCAACGUGUCUUCAGCAUUGACACAGUUGUUAAACCUCUGCCUCCUGCAAUGGGGUACAAUGUCGCUCGUAACUUGACCUUCUUCACGAGUAUCUUUACGCAAUUCUUUAAUCCUGAAGGAAUAGCAAAUGCACAAAAAUCUCUCGGCUUAGGACAGGAAGAAAAAGUUCGUAAGGUCCGUUAAAGGACUUAUUUAGUCUCUGUAAGAAGAAUGUUGUUUAAUUUUCGUUUUCCUUUGCUGUACCUCUGAUAUGUUGAAGACUCCGGCAAUUUUGUACUCUAUAUUCAUUUGCUGAUAAAUGACAGGUAAUCUUAAA
This is a messenger RNA of Lycium ferocissimum, 557 nucleotides long. RefSeq lists its product as uncharacterized. The record is from RefSeq and is a predicted model, not a curated record. The transcript has 3 exons. The coding region runs from base 23 to 424 and encodes 133 amino acids. Lineage: Eukaryota; Viridiplantae; Streptophyta; Magnoliopsida; Solanales; Solanaceae. Gene Ontology annotation, cellular component: chloroplast envelope.